Molecule: messenger RNA, 7335 nt
Organism: Lineus longissimus
Lineage: Eukaryota; Metazoa; Nemertea; Pilidiophora; Heteronemertea; Lineidae
Product: rho guanine nucleotide exchange factor 12-like
Exons: 20
Coding region: 2-3856 (1284 amino acids)
Biological process (GO): Rho protein signal transduction
Molecular function (GO): guanyl-nucleotide exchange factor activity
Source: RefSeq, a predicted model, not a curated record
AAUGGCAGUGAUGGAUUCAGGUCUAAUGAGACGGAUUCUGAGAAGAAGGAAUUCCUUUUCCAUAAGACGCAAGGGUACGAAAAAGGCGCCAAAGAUUUUAGUAAACGACAUUCCCGAGAACCGUCGCCCAUCAGAUGUAGGACAGGGUGACCAGGCAAAGCCGCUGGAGAAACAAUCAUACGCCUGCUCAGCUGACAACGUCCAGUGUAGCUCCUCAGAGGAUGUGAGUGGUCGACGUCUAGACCAGCCAUCACGGAGUUGUGUCAACCUACGGGGCGGCUACAAAGACGGAGGGGAGACUGUCCAGCGGUAUGGAGGUCCGCCCAGGACGCAUCUAAGUCCGGACGACGCCUUUAACUAUUACAGCACGGACGAAUACAAGAGUACAGAGAGUCUGAAUUACGAUGAGGAUUAUGUAGAGGCUGGUUUCAGGCCGAGAUCGAACACACAACCUGAGAAUAAAGGUGAUGAGAAUUGCAUUGAAAAGUUCAAAAUGAGUUACAGAGCUAAAGCGUUGAGUAGUGGGGAUGUGUCCUCAGUUGACGAGAUCCGUAAGUCUCCGAAGAACCAGCGUAGGCGAGCGACGGCCGAGUCCUACAGCUCAGCUACGUUACCAUCGAAAUUAAAUAUUAAUGAUUUAAAGAAACAAAUGGCAAAUGAAGAGCACAGAUCGAGUGAGUUUGACAUCGUCGGCCAGACCAACAGCGCGCGAUAUCCCUGGCAACGGGACAUAGGAAUACAGUGUACAUUUUUCGACACGGCGCAUGUGCACAGCAUGAACGGAAAUGGGCAUACUGUGUCCGUGUCGUCACAUGACUCGUUCAACAAUUCUGACGCGACCUUUUCGGAUAACAGCGGAAAGCCUCCGACGCCUGUGCCGAAACCGCGCGUACGGAAAAAGCGAAAAGGAAUACUAUCACUAGGGCGUCCGAAGUCUAUUGGCUCGACUGAUGAUAUUGAGCACCAAGAAAAGAACACCAAACCAGAGCAAAAGCCGUCAAAGUUUGAUAUUAAGGGACAGAGACCGCAUUCCGUGCACCUGCCAAGCGAGAAGACACAGGAUUAUGGUAAUUUCACGAGAUCUUUCUCGGAAACAUUGGAGUUUAACAAGGAUAGAAUGCGGCGGCGACGGCCGAUUAUUCCCGCGGCAGACUUUGAGAUGGGGGAACUCCUUCUGAAUGGUGAUGAUGACGACGAGUAUGAGAGCAGCCAAAACCAAAAAAGACGAAGUACGGAAAGUUCACCGCCCGACAGUCCCCCGAGCAGGCGAAGAAGUCGGAAUAGCCGGUUAAAGCUCCGCCAUCACAACUCUGACCCCACCGCGGAGUUCCUUGGUGUGGAGGACGAGUUCACCGGCCAUGAGGUGCUCUCGUCUCCCAGGGUGUCGCCGGUGCCUUGGAUGAACGUACCCGAGCUCAUCAUCACACAGACACAAGACAAUCAAAGAAAGCGGACAUCAGCCGUCACAGGAAGCGAGCAGAAUCUGCUACGAGUCCCAAGACAGCGUAAACGAAACAAGGAGAAAACUAACAGUAAGAAACAGAAACCAAAAGCCGAAUACGAAAAAGUGUUGACCCGUCGUGCUAGUAUUGGAAGUAUCCACAGUACAUCAGAAGACAGUGAUGAUGAACCUUCAACUCCACCAGUUGCUAGGAGGGGAAGGAGAGCAGCAAUAUACGAAUCAAAGACAUUUGGAGACGUUUCACCGACGAGCGUGUCACCGGAGGUGUCGCCAGCAAACUCAUGUGAUGAGAGCGAAGACUCACAAGGACAAGGCCACUCGCGGUUACGGCGGAGGCGUAGUUCGGUCGACCUCGGGAUGCAGGUGUACCCCGGUGACCUCCUCAUGCAAGAACAUCACAAGAAAAUACUGACAAAACGAAACACAAUAGCUGACUUUGCCAGCACCAAAAGUCUUCAUCACGGGUCAACGGUCAGUCUCGCGGACCAGAACGACCCAAAGAAAGUCAAGAAUUCCUUUUCCUUUCUGAAGCUCAUUGAUAAAAAGACCCGCUCGAAGGAAUGUUUAGCGGAGCUGGAGGAAUCAUUGGGGAAACUGAAGGGGUCAGAGUUCAAGGACAACCAUCUAGCAAGCUAUAAGGAUGUGCAUUGGUCCGAUCUGAUAGCUAGUCGAGACGAACAAGGGGACCCGAUGAGGAUCUCAGAAACCGAGCGGAAAAGACGGGAGGCAGUCUGGGAGAUAUUCAAGAGUGAACUGAUCUUUCUUAUUGAUCAUUUAAUGGUGCUAAAACAUUGUUUCAUGGAGCCGAUGAAACAGUUACAAGUUGACGGACAUCUCAUGUAUAGCGAGCCUCAGGAUUUGUUAGGAAACUUGGAUGAACUUUGUUACGUUAGUUAUACAUUCUGUCGCGAUUUCAUCUCGUUAUUACUGAAGGAUAUGAGUCCAUCCAACUUCGGGAGCACGUCCGUACUUGUUAAGGCCUUUAAAAGGUUUGCUCAACAUUCCAAGAACGGUGAGGUCUAUCAUACCUACUGCCUCAACUACACCAAUGCACUCAACUACCUGGAGCAGAUGAGGAAGAACGAGGACUUCUGUGAAUUUGAAAAGUGGUGCGAGACGGAUCCGCGAUGUAAGCGGUUGCAGCUGACAGAUCUCCUAGUGGCUCCAAUGCAGCACUGCACCAAGCUCCCACUCUUACUCAACAACAUAAGGAAAUACACCACAGAUCCUGACGAGAAACAGCAGUUGACGGAGUCAUUGAGCAAAACGGAAUCAUACUUAAAAAGCUUAGAGGAGAAGAUGCGAUGGCUCAAGAACUUUGAGAGGGUACAAGAGAUCCAGCACCAACUCGUAUGGCAGCCCAUCCACGAGAUGGAUCCCAGGGUUUACAUACCGGAGUUCCUCAAACACACUCUUGGGCGACAACCAUGUGAGCGGUUACUGGCAAGUCCCAAGAGGCAACUGAUACACGAGGGACAGCUUAUGAUGAUGGAGAGUUCCAAACCAGCUGACGUGUUUGUGUUCCUGUUCGACGAUAUCCUGUUGCUGACCAAGACCAAGGGGAGCAAGCCAACCAGGAAGAAAUCGUCGAUCGCGGCGCCACCAGCAGACACCAUGACUCCUUCCGGUACCAAUAAGGUGCAAACUGACCAAUCGCUGAUCGUCUACAAGCAGCCAAUCGCCCUUGACCGGUUCACAAUACACGAUGUAGGACACCACGAAGCGUCAGUGAAUGGUUUGAAACAUGCAUUUGUAUUGGUGCAGAUUAGCCGAUUUCAACAGAUCAUUGGUGUCUAUACCCUGCAGGCAGCAACUGACGCCAUUAAGGCGACGUGGUUGCAGCACCUUCGAGAGGCUAAGGAGAGAUACAAAGACAAGAUGAUGCAUGCACAGCAAGACGAUGGGAAGAACAAGAAAAAGUCACCAAGGAUGCUGCUAAAGCAUCUGAAUCUUCAUCCAAAUCUCACACACCUUAAACAACAUCAGCACAAGAAGUCCGCAUCCAUAUCGCAGUGCCAAGAGCCCACCGGCAGACAGAGCCCACCAACACCCAAGAAUACAAGCAGUCCGUCAUCAAGCAGUCCCGAGGAAGUCCGGGCGAACCAUGUGCAACACAACGGCGAACGGAACCACCUCCCGCCCAGGUCGCCUUCACAGAAGAACUCGACUUAUUCCAGUCCUCAACGGCAGGAAUCCAUGCCAAUGCAGUCGACGCCUCCACUCACCCCGCCAAUGGACUCUCCUCUCAUGUCACCCUUGCCCCUAACGAUCACGAACUCGUUGGACGUUCAACACACGAUAGAAGAAGACUCGACGAGACCUCGGCCACCGAGGCUCCAGCAUUUGAAGAACUGCCAAACGAAAUCUAAGUCAAUAGAUACGGUGUAUCUAUGAUUGAGGCUGGUAACAGAUUCUAUCAGAGUCUAAUCAAGUGGCAAUGACAUUUUACUAAGUGCAUUCAACGAUACUUAUACAGGAGGAUUUUCGAAUUCUGAAAUGGAUAAAUUCUCAAAACCUGCUCUCUAUGCUGCUCCCAAACAUUGGUACUUUAGCUAUGACCAAUCAGUGAGACCCUUGAUGGAGCUGACCUGGCGUGACAGGUCAAAUGUGCUCUUAUACGGCUGAUGUGUUCAUUGACGUUUUUCAGUUACCGAUGUGCACGCGGUUCGACAAUGGCUGAUGUGAUUAUUUCUAUUUCAGGGAAAACUAAAAAACUAUUUUGGUUUUUCGCCGGAAGAGUAAACAUUACCAAGUCAUAUCAUCAUAAUGGUUUGGACUCCGUAUAGUAAGCAUGGAUUAUUGUACAAAUAAAGAACAAAACAUAAUCAGUUGUGCGGCAUUGUAAAAAAGUGUGGUACAUGUAAUUUCAUCCUGUGAUCAACUACAACCACGUCCCUUCGUGUUGUCCAGCAUUGCUUCUCAUACAAAAAGUAACCAAAGGAUGCAGGCUGUAGUUUGUGGGGACUGUUCUUCAUUUAUCACCGAUCUUGUGUAAAUCAUCCAUGACGUCACAGCAAGCGAAAUUGCGUCAAACGUAUGCAAUUUUGAUUGAAAAGAUGUAAAUAGACCGGGAACGAACUGUGAUAAUGCUGUAUUGUAAAUAGCCCAAUAUACUCCCCAAUUUCGUGGGGACUCUAGUUUUAUGUGAGCAAGUUGUACUCCUAUGCCAGACUUUACGUGAGUGUCAAAACCUUCCUUAGGUCAUUUGUAAAAUGUGUACCCAAUGAACUGGUGCUCGGAGGAGUUUAUUAUCAUCAAUGACUUCUUCUGUUAUAUGACUUAUACAUAGAGAGACUGAGUCACAAUCAUAGUUUCCGCUCCUUAAUGUAUCUUUGUGAUAACUGUCAUUCGGUGUAUAGGCCCUCAGCUGACAUAGUGUGUAUUAUUUUAAAGGAAGUGACUACUUGGCAAGCCCGGCUUACCAAACAGCGACUUUUCUUGUCCUGAAUGGAGAGCCGAACUCAUUAAUAUUAAAGUAAAGUCUCCAGCUCGCCAAACAGGGUAGAUUUUUUACCUGUUUGGCAAGCCCGGCUGGCCUAACAGGGUGGCUUUUUAGUGCUGUUUGGCAAGCGGCUCUCCAAACAGGACAAAAAAAGAUGCCUGUUCGGCGAACGGCUUGCCAAAUAGACCCGGCCUAUUUUAAAAGUGAACAGAUCUCCAAAUUGUACUGAAACACAUACUGUACCUGCGGGUUAAGGUGUCAGAAUGUCCCGUUACAAAAUGGUUGGCUUGAUGUGCUGAUAUGUCAGGAAUAAUACACCGCAUGGGAGGCUUUACCGGUGUGAAUCUGUCAUUCUGGCUUGCAUUUCCGUUAAUUGGGUCAUUAAAUGUCACUCUGAAAGGGCAGCCUUACCUGAGAAUAUAGUUAGAGAUGUCAGAUGAAAUAUGGUACAUGUAGUAUGUUUUGUAAGUUACGCGGGUACGGAUGGGCCAUGAUGCAAAUGAACGGUGUAUAGUCUAAUUGUGAACCCAAAGGUCUGUCCUUCUCCUAAGCCAAUGACAGUGUGUGCUGAUGUCCGAUAUUUCAUAAUGCGGGUAAUCCAAAUGUUGUGAUGUUGUAUCUACGUUAUGUUUACCAUAUAUUUUUUAUUGGCAAAGAAUCCCAAAAAUAUGUUAUCCGUACUGCUGUCAUUUACGAAGCUAUCGAAAAAAUACAAGUACUAAAGUUAAUCAGUGGCCUCAAUUGUCAACAGCUGCAACUGUCUUUAAGUUCGAACAACUUCAUUGGUGCCGACCCAAUUGUUUGGCACACAGAAAGAAAGUUACUUUAACCAAAAGUAAAGAAAAGAAUAUCAAUCGAAUCUUGUCUUGCAAGGUAUACACGUACGUGUUUCAAGCUGAUCUCAAAAGACCAAAUUGACUUUGACUGGGUUGAUUUUCUUGGAGAAAUAGUGGUUUCAACUGGAUACAACUGCCAAGGACUGAGCUUGGGACCCUUUCAACAGCGUCAAAGCAGGUUCAUAAGCUUGGAAUCACCACCAUAUUUCUAAAACUCUCGCCAUUUUCUAGGCAAGAAGUUUUGUACACAUAUCAUUACAUAUCGAAUAAACUCGGAGACAUGUUCACCCUUUGUUAAAGCUGCAUCCUGUCAUGAAUGUACAUUUCGUAUGAUGUAAUAAUUGUUCAAGAAAUCCUUCUGUUACUGUUUCUGUGUCUUUCCUGGAAGAAAUCAGAACUGGCAUACCUGGUGCUCUUUGACGUUAACUUCUCCUUGUUGCGAGUUUUUGUUGUAAAUGACCAAGGGUCACAAUGAGGGGCUAUUUUAGACCGCUGGUGACGAUGGUCUAAUGAGUCAAAGAUGGUUGGCUUGGAUCCCGCUCACCUCACUGCAGCCAACUAGAUGUAGUAUCACAGUCCCUUUUUGUUUAGGCAGGUUAGGUAAUAUCGAUCGUCUGUUCGUUCUCUCCAAAAAGCAAAUCGGUAGAUCCUGGUAUGGAAUGGUAGGAUCGCCCCAAAAAGGACUAUUCUUUGAAAAACGGUCCCUCGAUUGCUCCAGAAGCAUUUCUUCAAUCUAACAUAUAAACCAAGUUUCGGAAUGAUUGCCUAUCGUCAUCUGAACUUCUCUCAAGUGAUCAAUAGCAUCGGGUUAUCAGUCAAGCAAGGAUUCCCGAACGACGCGUUGUCGCCAGAUCGCCAUUCCGGCGACACUUCCUUGAAACGCCCAGACACACCUCGGCUAUGCCACGGAGACACCAUGGCGUAGCGAGAGUACGAUUAGGAUCCCAGACAAGGCGGUAAUCGAAUCGGCGGAUGUCUAGGCAAAAUAACUCUGUUUUGGCGACAACUCUCCGUACGGAGCUCCUUGCCUGAAUGGUAAGACCACUUAGCCAAGCCAUCGAUAAUGGAUUACACAGGCAAAAUCUACUGAUAUCAAAGUGAAAGACUGAUGUCGAGCUUUCUUUUCUUCUGUUUUUCUUACCCAUUUGUAUUACUCUCAAAAACAAAUUAAACAAAAAAAACUUUUGAUUUGCUUCUACAUCCACAGACGUCCACCCAUUGCGCCACUGGAAUCAUGUCAGUUGUCAUUAUUCUCCGUCUGUCUAGUUGAUGAGAUGUCAAAUGGGCGUCCAUGGGUGGAUGUCACGUUAUCAAGUUGAUAUCCAGGUCCUUUGUCUGUGUAGUAGACCCAAGUCAACUGCCAUGAGUGAACAACAAGGGAAUGCGACAAGUCGUAUUUUCGUACAUUGUAAAAAUCGAAUGUUUCUAUUUUAUACGUGUUGAUGUGACGAUCCCAUCAGUGACCUGACCCUGUACGUUAACUUAUUAGGUCGUAUGUGAGUUUGUAUCAAACAUCAGUCUAUUGUAUACUCAUCACUGGGGAACUUGGAGAUUUCUACGUUUGUCAGUGGAUGUAAUAAAUAUUUAUAUUUGCA